ACUUUAGAUUACAUUUUCUUUUUCAAUAGUGGGCUCGGGUUUUCUCUAUCUUCUCCAUAAUUAGGCUUGGUGUUGGCGUAUGUUCUGGGUCUGGCUUCGAAGAAAAAGAAAAGCGGCGGAGAAAAGAAAAUGGGAAAGAGAGAUAAGAAACAGAGGCAUCAUAAUCAACACAGAAGCAGAGUAGCUUCUUACUACAACACAGAACAAGAAGAUGAUGGUUAUAGCUAUUCACAGUCUUCCUUACCUAAUGAAGACUCAGACGCAGAACCUGAUGAUGUUGAAGAAGAAGAAGAAGAAGAAGAAGAGAAAGAGGACACUAGUGAUGCAAAAGCAUCUAAUGACGUUCCUUCAAAGUUUCUUCUUUACCAACAAUCUGUACAGUCGCCCAAAGGAGAUAUAAGCUAUUUGCAAAAGUUCUUUUUACUGUAUGUUGGUGGGAGGUUGCCUCUUCAUUUCCAGGAAGAUUUCUGCGGGACUGCUCUUUUAAGUACAGAAUGGCUACGUAGUGACUCAAGACGGACUGCUGUAGGAGUGGAUUUAGACCUUGAGGCACUAAAUUGGUGCAUGGCGAACAAUGUAAAUAAAAUUGGGGCUGAUGGAUAUUCCAGAAUAUCCCUCUUUCAUGGUAAUGUCUUGCAACCUUCUGAUGCUGAAUUAGUCAGGUUUGAGCCCCAAGAUCUGAUAAGUAACAUCAAAUUGGGAGAGCAGGGAGACAAUUCUGAGAAUACUGCACUGGAAUCUGCUCUCCAAGUGGGUUCAUCAGCUUCUGUUAGUGAUAAGUACUUGAAAAGAAACUUUCAGUUACCAGCAAGAGACAUUGUGUGUGCCUUUAACUACAGCUGCUGUUGUCUCCAUAAACGAGCAGAUCUGGUUUUAUAUUUCAAACAUGUUCUUGAUGCCUUGUCCAAAAAGGGUGGUUUAUUUGUGAUGGAUUUAUAUGGUGGAACAUCAUCAGAAGGCAAGCUAAGGCUUCAGAGAAGAUUUCCAAAUUUUACGUAUAUCUGGGAGCAAGCUGAAUUUAACAUAAUUGAGCGCAAAACAAGGAUCAGCCUCCACUUUCAUCUUCAGAAGCAGCAGAAGAAGCUUCGCCAUGCAUUUUCAUACAGCUGGAGGCUGUGGUCAUUGCCAGAGAUCAGAGACUGCUUAGAAGAGGCUGGAUUUAAAUCCAUUCACUUCUGGCUUCGGAGGAUGCCAGACAGCAAAGACAACAGGAGCGUAGAGGGAUUCGGGUUCGGGCGAGACAUAAAGUACGAGGAGGUCAAAACUUUUGAACAAGAAGAUUCUUGGAAUGCAUACAUUGUAGCUGUUGCAUAGUUCAUCUCCUCAGAGUUGAAUCUAGUUCUCGCUGCAUAAAUUUCUACUCUUAUCAGAAAAACAGGAAUUGGAGGAUGACCAGGAAUUGAUUUUUCCGUAGAUUUGAAAUGGCGGAAGAGCACAGAUGCCAAGCACAGCGUCUCUGCGUGAACAAUUGCGGAUUUUUCGGUAGUCCGGCCACGCAAAACCUUUGUUCAAAAUGUCACCGUGAUCUCCAACUCAAAGAACAGCAAUCUUCCAACGCAAAACUCGCCUUCAGCCAAACCCUAAGCGCAUCAUCGUCGUCAUCGUCGUCAUCGUCGUCGUCGCCGUCAGCGGCUUCUGUUUCUAUUUCUAUUUCAUCUCCUCCGAUCGUUGACCUACCGGAGGUCAGCAGCAAAGCUGAGGUGGUGGUAGAGGAUAAGGAGGAGACAGCGGCGGAGACGGUGGUGCGGCCGAAUAGGUGCUUGACGUGCAGGAAGCGCGUGGGGCUCACGGGGUUCAAGUGCAGGUGUGAGAUGGUGUUUUGUGGGACCCAUAGGUACCCGGAGCAACACGGCUGUACUUUUGAUUUUAAAGCUAUGGGCAAAAAGCAGAUUGCUAAAGCCAAUCCUGUUGUGAAGGCAGAGAAAUUGGAGAAGAUAUGAGUUCCUUUUAUUUGAAAAAACUAAACAAGAAAAUCAAAAAGUUGGUUUCUUCGUGUGAUUUGGAAUUUUAGGAUUUGGCUUAUGGAAUGAAAAAUCUGAUGAAUGUUCCCGGCCGCCACUGGCCGGCCUCGCCGGGGAUGGUGGUGGUGGUGGUGGGUUGUUAAUGGAUGUUAUUGUUGUUGUUGGGUUGGUGGUAGUUGGGUGGGGUGGGGAGUAUUAUUAUGUGGUGUAUGUAAAUUCAAUGAUAAUUUUAAUUGGCUCUUCCUUUUUUUUCUUUUUAA
This is a messenger RNA of Ricinus communis (castor bean), 2221 nucleotides long. Its product is annotated as zinc finger A20 and AN1 domain-containing stress-associated protein 3. The transcript has 6 exons. Gene Ontology annotation, molecular function: zinc ion binding; DNA binding. The record is from RefSeq and is a predicted model, not a curated record. Lineage: Eukaryota; Viridiplantae; Streptophyta; Magnoliopsida; Malpighiales; Euphorbiaceae. Bases 130 to 1314 code for a protein of 394 amino acids.